Serendipita indica DSM 11827 is the source of this 636-nucleotide messenger RNA. The record is from the annotation of a GenBank genome assembly. NCBI's taxonomy places the organism in Eukaryota, Fungi, Basidiomycota, Agaricomycetes, Sebacinales, Serendipitaceae.
AUGACUUCGACGAUAGGGAAGCUAUUCCGCGUAAAGGUUCUUCUCGUCGGCGAGGUUAUCGAUGGAACCUACACCUUCAUGACGCAAUAUACGGCCGGAGUGACCGAUUAUGAUGUUUAUUUCGACAAUGGUAUCAUUUUUACUCAAAUAUGGAGCAACUUCCCGGCUCUUAGUUCAACCACCGGCAGGCGCGAGACAUCUCUGGACAAAGGGAACCAAGUCACAUGCGAAGUUGCAGUAUGGGUGCUUCAUCCCUCUCUAUUAGAGUCUGUUCCUCCCACGCUGGCAGCAAAUCGAUUUCACGAUGCAGCCGUGGUCAGCAUCUGCUUCCAAGCUGACAGUUCCUCAUCGUUGAUGAAUGCUACGGACAAGUGGUUCCCCUUGGUCAGAUUUUACUUUUCAACUGGACCAAUCGUACUGGUCGGUCGUCAGUCAGGGACAGACACCAAGGACCGAGAAGCUAUGAAUGAACGUAUUGCUGCAGCUGGACGCAAGAUUGGGGCCGCAGACUGGUUCAUUUACUCUGCCGAUGAAGGAAACGCCGUGACUGCGGCUGGAGAUACCCUGGUCUGGUAUGGUUAUCACUAUCUGCGGGGCAGGAGGAAGCUACGUUUAGAUGGAUGUGUCGUCUUGUAG